AUGCCGCCGAAGAAGGAAGCCAUGGACCUGGGCGCCAACCUCAGCGACCCGCGCAUCCAGCAGGCGCUCAUCGCCCUGACUCAGGAGAAGCUCAACUCCCUGGUCGGGAAGCCCGUGCACCUCGAGGAGAUGUCGGAGGCGGUCAAGGCGCGCGUCGAGGAGCUCGAGACGCUGCAGGAGGAGUACGACAACAUCCACGAGAAGUACGUAGAGGAGGAGCGCGCGCUGCGGGCCAAGUACCAGGCGCUGUACGAGCCGGUGUACGACAAGCGGCGCGCGGUGGUCCUCGGGGAGGAGGCGCAGGGCGACGAGCGCGGCGUUCCGCGGUUCUGGGUGACGGUGCUGCAGAUUUGCCCGGAGACGGCCGAGCUGGUGCAGGAGAAGGACGUGCCGGCGCUGGAGGCGCUGCGCGACAUCCGCGUGGUGGACCCGCUCGAGGACGGGGAGGAGGGGUUCAAGCUGGUGUUUGAGUUCGGGCCGAACGAGUACUUCGAGAACGAGAAGAUCGAGAAGACGUAUUUGAUGGCGGAGGACGACGCGGGGAUGCUGCGGUCGUCGACGGCGACGCCGAUCAAGUGGAAGGAGGGCAAGGACCUGACGGUGAAGAUCGUGAAGAAGAAGCCGAAGAAGGGCGGCAAGAACGCCAAGCCCGUCAUGAAGCAGGAGGACGCCGAGUCCUUCUUCCAGUUCUUCAAACCGCCGAAGAUCCCCGACGACGAAGACGAGCUCGACGAAGAGGAGAUGACGGAGCUCACGGAGCGUCUGGAGACGGACUACGCGGUCGGGGAGAUGCUCAAGGAGCAGCUCGUGCCGGACGCGGUGCGGUGGUACACGGGGGAGGCGCUGGACCUGGACGAGGACGACGAGGAGUACGACGACGACGAGGACGGCGAGGGCGACGGGCAGGACGACGACGACGACGACGACGAGGACGAGGACGGCGAGGGCGAGGGUGGCCAGGGCGAGGGAGAGGCUGCCCCGGACUGUAAGCAGCAGUGA
Messenger RNA from Pedinophyceae sp. YPF-701, 999 nucleotides. Lineage: Eukaryota; Viridiplantae; Chlorophyta; Pedinophyceae. The record is from the annotation of a GenBank genome assembly.